UUUGCAAUUCAACUACACCGUGCUUCCGUUUAUUUCCAAAUACCGCGAUUCUGCUAUCAGUGCCCAGGUAUAGGAUAAUGGAGGAGCUUUUGAGUACCCUUGACAAAUUGAAGCUGCAUGAAGAAAGCACCAGUGAAACCAACCUGGAUAAACUUUUAGAUCUGUUAUCCAAUGAGGAAGAAGAUGAUGCAGAAAAAGUGUUUAAGGAGCUUCUCCAGUCAGGCCUCCUUUCUGAAUUGCAUCAUGUUUUAACACAAGAUACUAAGAACAGUAAGAUCAAGGCAGCCCAGGUGGUGGCGGAGGUGGCUAAAGAAGAGAGUAUGCGGACCCCCUGUGUAGAGGCAGGCUUGAUUUCACCUUUGUUGCAGCUGCUAGAGAAGGAGAAUGUUGCUGCCUGUAUUCAGUCUUGCAGGGCACUGGGCAACAUUUGUUUUGACAAUGACACUGGGAGAGAUGCUAUGAAGGAAGCAGGGGGUCUGGCAAAGCUUCUGGAGUUUAUGAAAUAUCACCUGAGCACAACAGGAGAGCAAGAAAGUGAAUUGAGGAUGAUUCUUUGUGGCUGCCUAGUUAAUCUGACCAAUGCAAAUGAAAGCUUGCAGCUAUUGGCACUAGAGAGUGGAGCCCUUGAGCUUCUUAACCAGUACAUCAAGAGUUUCCAGGAUGAGAAAGAUGUUAUACAAAUGGCCCUUUUGUGUGUGGACUGCUUGGCAGACACAGACAAAGGUAAAGAGCUUCUUGAGAAGAUACCCCUGGUUUCCUCGCUGACUGAGCUGUUGGAUAUUGAUAGUAGUCAGGAACAGAAGGAAACUGUGCUAGAUGCACUAGCCACAAUGGCCGAGUCAGAUGCUGUUAAAAAAGAACUGGCUGCCACAAAAGCGGCCAAACAUUGCACAACUAUCCUAAAGGAAAAAUGUAAACUGAGGGAUGACAAAAGUCAGCAGUUACUCAAACUGGCAGCAGACUUGCUUAUAUUGAUCCUUACUGGAGAUGAGAGUGUAGAGAUAUUGUACAAUGAUGGGGAGGGAGAGAUUUAUAAGGAAACGCUCUCUUGGUUGAAGACGGGUAAUAUUGUCCUCCAAACUACAGCUGCUUUGGCCAUAGGGAACUUUGCGAGAAGUGGAGAAGCCAGUCGUAUGUUAGCCUGGAUGAUAAAGAAUUCCCGUAGGACGGAGGUAGCUUCUACUGUGUUGGAAUGUGGUGGACUUCCAUACUUGGUGCAGAUGAUUGUGUCAGAGCAUACAGUCAUGCAGAUGGAGGCAUUGGUUGCACUGACACUAAUUUCAGCACUUAUCAUAGGGCCUGCCGAGGAACAGCUCCUGGCCUCUGACCUUAUCACCAACCUAGGCCAGAUAUUGACUACUGGUGAUACUAAAAUGGAGAUCAUUCACAAUGCGUGUACCUUGCUGGGGAAAUUGGGAACAUCUGAACCAAUAAGAGCCAAGAUAGAAGAACAAGGUAUUCUGGAACAUCUUCCUGAGCUGGAGAGGAAGUCUUCGCAGUCGGGCAUACCAGCCCGGGCCAAGAUGCUCACCAAGCAACUCAGUACAGACCAAAUGCCUAUGAGCCCAUAGAGCUGUAACACACCUAUAUUUGAGUUGUCUCAAUUUGCACAUUUUAAAUAUUUUGACAAGAUAUGUUCCAAAAAGGGAAAAAAAAUUUUAAACACUUAGUCAAAUAUUGCAUUUUUUUAACGAUCCCAACAUUUGUCUUUCUUUUUUGCAUUUAAACCCAUUUGAUAAUACCUCUUUGUUUUUUUAAUUGUGUCCUAUUAAUGGGCAUUCUAUUUUUUGUCUCCUUUUCAUUUUGGAAGAAUUAUUCAUUCCUGAUGUGUAUCAGUUUAGAGUGAAUAAGCUUAGAAUUUUAAACAAACAUUAAGUAUAUAAUCAACUUCUUGUUGAACUUAUCUGAAGACAAGUAUUACUUUUUGAUAAUUUUUAACAGGUAAAUGCCAUGAACUUAUAUUGCAAAAGAAAAGAAACAUAAAAUUUACCACCUGAAAAACAUAAUGCCUGCUAUUCAUCCUGACACAGUUUUAUAUUGUGCAGAUUCCAGAAAUAAGUACAAAAAUUGAGCUUACAGUUAUGGCGGAAUUUGAAAAACCAUCGCUUAAGCAUGGAUUAAUUCAAUUAUCCGAGUUUGUUACUGAGUUGUGACCAGUGUCUGAAAACAAGGAUCAAGGUUGGUUAGUCAGAGAAAAACACCAUUUACCCCAGGAGAUUUUGUUUUGGAAAAUUCUACACAGUGCACCUUUAGCACUGUCUGGACCUUGUUUUUUAUCUGGUGUGAUUGUAAAUUAGACCUACAUGUAACAGUAAUCUUGUAUAAAGAUUAUAUUGAUAUUAAGACUAAUACAUAACCAGGACUUAAUUUUACUCUGCAUAUGUGGAAAUGAAUGCCAAUUAUGAUUUGCCUAAUAGGUGUGAAAUAUCUUGGUAAGACAGUACAGGGUAUUGAGAAAUAUAUAUAUAUAUAUCAUAGAUGGUUUGACCAAACUAAAUAAAUUUUUAUCAUUUUCAUAAGUGCAUCCUACAGCUAAGUUUUGUUUUAGUGCAGCACACUGUGCUAGAAAGUAUAUUUCUUAAAUAUGUAUUAUUUUGUGGAUUUAGCAUUAUUUUAAUUAGAUAACUCCUUUAAAAAAAUGGAUUAAAUGAUAUAUUAAAUGAAAUAUAAUGAUCAGAUGUAUGUAAACCUCCUUUUAGCAGGUACUCAGAUAUUAUCUGGUUUGUAGUUUUUGCAAUAUAUAGGUGAGUUCAUUAUAGUAGUAAUACGCAAUAUUAUCUAAAUGUGACUAAUCUGGUGUGCUUGGCCUAAAUGGCUGCAUGCAGGAAUGUUAACUGCUUUGGAAAAAAAAGCAUUUUUGUGUUUUUUAAAAGGUGCAAAUUUUGCACCUAUUGUUAAUGAAAAUAACCAAAAACUUUUCUCACAAAGUGAGAAAUUAAUGUUUGAUCAGUAUUGCAAUUUUGCCAUUAUGUCAUGAUAGCACUCUUCUAAUCAUGUUCAAAACUUGGAAGUCUUUAACAAAAAUAACAGUGUGUCUCAAUUUUUAUCAGAAAAGUGUGCCAGGUAGUUAAAGAGUACUUUUCCAAUGAAGUUGUACGAUAUUAAUUAUACUAGUACUUAUUAAAACAUCAUUGCUGACAGACCACGUAUCUCAGGUGAAGUCAUUUGGUUAUGUGAAGGACUCUAGAAAAAAAUAUUAACUUGGUGCUAUACAUUAGACAUAGUCUUUAACUGGAGUGUAAACCAGGCUGACUCUGAACCACAGGUGUGCAAUUUUAAGGUCAAGUUCUUUGCCAUGAUGCUAUUUGAUGACCAUCGUGUGUCAGUGUCAUUAUUCCUUAUUGUAAUUAAUUAAUCCAUGAUUAAUCAUUAUACAUUUUUCAUAUUGAUGGCAUAAACAUGUACUUCUGUA
This is a messenger RNA of Lingula anatina, 3412 nucleotides long. Its product is annotated as rap1 GTPase-GDP dissociation stimulator 1. Gene Ontology annotation, molecular function: protein binding; guanyl-nucleotide exchange factor activity. Lineage: Eukaryota; Metazoa; Brachiopoda; Lingulata; Lingulida; Lingulidae. Gene Ontology annotation, biological process: positive regulation of GTPase activity. The record is from RefSeq and is a predicted model, not a curated record.